CAAGUAAAAACUAAUUAAGUACAAAAACCAACCUUCCAAAAGUCAGAUCAAAUUAAAUGGCUUCCUCUUCCUCUUCUCCGACGGCGGCGCUCUCUCCUCGUACGGAAGAGGAACUAACUCUGACGGUUAAGUGGAAUGGAAAAGAGUACACCGUCCGAAUCUGUGCCGAUGACUCAGUGGCCGAGUUAAAACGUCGCAUCUGCCUUCUCACCACCGUCUUACCGAAACGCCAAAAGCUUCUUUAUCCCAAGAUCGGAAACAAACUCUCUGACGAUUCUCUUCUGCUCUCUUCGAUCUCCUUUAAGCCCUCGUUGAAGAUGACAAUGAUCGGUACUGUUGAAGAUGAUAUAAUAGUGGAUCAAGCAGAAUCUCCAGAAAUUGUUGAUGAUUUUGAGCUUGGUAAGGAAGAAGCUGUGGAUGUUAAAGACAAGGAAGUCAAUAAGCAGAAGUUGAGGAGAAGAAUUGAUCAAUACAAGAUAAAUCUUCGAACGCCAUGUCGCAAAGGCAAGAAACUUCUUGUUCUAGAUAUUGACUAUACAUUGUUCGAUCAUCGUUCUACAGCGGAGAACCCCUUACAGCUUAUGCGUCCUUAUCUCCAUGAAUUUCUUACCGCUGCAUAUGCAGAAUACGAUAUCAUGAUAUGGUCUGCUACCAGCAUGAAGUGGGUUGAGUUGAAGAUGACAGAGCUGGGAGUGCUCAACAAUCCUAACUACAAGAUCACAGCUCUUCUCGACCAUCUUGCAAUGAUCACGGUCCAGUCAGACACUCGUGGCAUUUUUGAUUGCAAACCACUAGGCUUAAUUUGGGCACUACUUUCUGAGUUCUAUAAUCCUGGGAACACGAUAAUGUUUGAUGACUUAAGGAGGAAUUUUGUAAUGAAUCCUCAAAACGGUCUAACAAUCAGGCCGUUUAGGAAAGCUCACGCAAACCGAGAUACAGAUCAAGAGCUUGUGAAGCUGACUCAGUACCUUCUGACAAUAGCAGAGCUUCAAGAUUUGAGCUCUCUACACCAUAGCAGAUGGGAAUCAUUCUCCCAGGACAACGUCAAAAGGCGCAGACAGGAAUGACUUAGCAUCCAUAUUAUUGGGGUUUUGUUUAGUUUCUUGAACAUUCAGAUGUCACUUUUCUGUUUGCUUUAAAUAUUUUAAAGGAGUGUAAGCAUUAGUAGUAUCUAAUGUUGAACUUUCCACAGUAACAAUCAAAAUAUUUCUUAAGGAUUUCUAAUAAAUGAUGCGAGUUUAGUUA
Camelina sativa (false flax) is the source of this 1245-nucleotide messenger RNA. Its product is annotated as ubiquitin-like domain-containing CTD phosphatase. The record is from RefSeq and is a predicted model, not a curated record. Lineage: Eukaryota; Viridiplantae; Streptophyta; Magnoliopsida; Brassicales; Brassicaceae. Gene Ontology annotation, biological process: regulation of proteasome assembly. Gene Ontology annotation, cellular component: nucleus. Gene Ontology annotation, molecular function: phosphoprotein phosphatase activity; protein binding.